Molecule: messenger RNA, 348 nt
Organism: Paramuricea clavata
Lineage: Eukaryota; Metazoa; Cnidaria; Anthozoa; Malacalcyonacea; Plexauridae
Source: the annotation of a GenBank genome assembly
AUGAAUAUUGCUUUAUCUGUGUCCACAAGCUCGGACGUUGCUGCACAUGAAAACUCCAGUUGCAGUAACAGUGCUCCAUCCACAUUGGCAAACAACACAAACAGCAAUCCAAAUAAUGGUGCCAAAACGUCAAACAAGUGGAGCGAGGCACACCAGCAUACUGGUCAACGAGUGGAAAGAAAGAAUCGAGGAGCUGGAAAGUGCGCGGGCAACGGAAACUUGGCACAACAUUGUCCGAGCCGUGUGCAAUGUUGGAAUGCCAAGAACUGCAAAGCAGUGCAAGGACAAAAUCAGAAAUUUAAAGUCAGCACACAAAACACAAAGACCAACAACAACAAGACCGGAUGA